GCUAACUAUUUCAAUCCACCAUCCUUAUAUUUUAACAUUUUUACACACACCCCCCUUAAUUUAUUUAUUUAACUUUUUUUUCAAAUAAUCUAGUGGUUAGAGCUGACACAAUUAAUUAUGAAGAAGAAAAGUGUUCUGGGUUCGAACCCGACGUCUGCAUAUAAAAUGCAAUAUCCCUACCAACUGAAUUAAGUUUAUGUUAAUUUAUUUAUUAAUCCAUUUUAAUUAUUAGUAUUAUUUUAUUCUCCUUUUUCUUCAACCUACUUCUAGGUUACUCCAACCUUCAUUUUCACUCUCACAACACCAAUACUAAUUUAUUCUCAAUUGCACAUCAAACAUAUAAUACGCCGUGCACUCAACAAUUCUUAUUCUUCCAAACCAAAGCAAUCCAAUCCAUGGCGUCACUAACACCUCUCUACCAAAUCCAAUCCAUUUUUCAUUAUAAAACCAAUUACCCCCAAUUCUCAACUCAUCAAUUCCGUUCCAAUUUCUUCUUCCAAAAGAAACUAUCAUUCUCCUCGUUUAACAGGAUGCCUCCUAUGAAACAAUCGACGGUUAUUGUCUCGGCGACUUCGGCAGCGGCGGAGAAGAAGCGUCAUCCAGGUGAGUCAAAGGGGUUUGUGGAGGAGAUGAGGUUUGUGGCUAUGAGGUUACAUACAAAGGACCAGGCUAAAGAAGGUGAGAAAGAAGUUACAGAGCCUGAAGAGAGAGCUGUCACAAAGUGGGAACCUAGUGUUGAUGGGUAUUUGAGGUUUCUUGUUGAUAGCAAAAUUGUUUAUGAUACUCUUGAAAAGAUUGUUCAAGAUGCUGCUUAUUCUGGUGUUUGUUGUGUAGAUGCUGAAUUCAAAAAUACUGGAUUGGAAAGGUCUGCAAAUUUGGACAAAGAUUUGAAGUGGUUCAAGGAGCAAGGUUAUACCAUUCCUGAACCUUCAUCUCCUGGUCUUACUUAUGCUCAAUAUCUUACAGAUUUAUCUCAGAACGACCCUCAAGCCUUCAUUUGCCACUUUUACAACAUCUACUUUGCUCAUUCAGCUGGCGGUCGAAUGAUUGGGAAGAAGAUUGCUGGUCAGUUACUUAACGACCAAGCUUUGGAGUUCUAUAAAUGGGAUGGCGACCUUAAGCAGUUGUUGCAGAAUGUGAGGGACAAACUGAAUAAAGUUGCUGAAGAAUGGACACGAGAAGAGAAAGAUCAUUGUCUGGAAGAAACAGAAAAGUCAUUCAAGUUCUCAGGAGAGAUUCUGCGUCUAAUUCUAUCAUGAUAAGGGACCAGCUAUUAUGUGUAAUUAGUGUGUUGAAGUGCAUGGCAUAAGCCAAUGCCAAUAACAUUGUUUCAUUAUAUGUAUAUAUAAAAAAAAUGUUGAUCUUAUAUGUACUGUUCAAUUUCAAUUUGCGAUGGAAUAAUAGCAUUUUGUUGAUUACUUGCUGA
Molecule: messenger RNA, 1426 nt
Organism: Medicago truncatula (barrel medic)
Lineage: Eukaryota; Viridiplantae; Streptophyta; Magnoliopsida; Fabales; Fabaceae
Product: heme oxygenase 1, chloroplastic
Exons: 4
Coding region: 396-1259 (287 amino acids)
Biological process (GO): heme oxidation; phytochromobilin biosynthetic process
Molecular function (GO): heme oxygenase (decyclizing) activity
Source: RefSeq, a predicted model, not a curated record